This is a messenger RNA of Porites lobata, 19099 nucleotides long. The record is from the annotation of a GenBank genome assembly. Lineage: Eukaryota; Metazoa; Cnidaria; Anthozoa; Scleractinia; Poritidae.
AUGAACUUUGAAGAGUACAGAGAAAAAAGGUAACUUGUUAAAGCAGUAGUAUAACAUUUAUUAGCUGAAGUUGAGCAAGCCCUUCAAUAUACAGUACUGGUACAUGAACAUUAUCUUCUGCCCUUGAUAUAUAUUUCUUUUUCCUUUAUCCAUAAAUUAAUGCUUUUUGUUUGAUAAUGCAGCAACAUUAACAGAGAAUUAAUUUCACUCAUGUGGCCAGCAUCCAUGCAAAUUUAUUGGAACAAAAGAAAGCAUAUACACAAGAAAAGAGCCCCCAUUCUAGUUACUCUAUUGAAAAUGCAACCCCAUUAUAUAUCUAGUCAUGAAAAUGUGGCCCCGCCCAUUCAGCAGCAUAUCCCCUUUAGCCCAUUACUUGGAAGUACCCCCCCACCCCCGGAGUUAAACCAAGGAUAAAAAAUGAACCUUGUGCAUUCGCUAGCCUAUAGUGGAAGUCCCCAGACCUUGCAGCUGCUCAUCUCCAUAGUGUAGGGUAUCAACAGCAUGUUUUCAUAAUUUUUAAACCAGAAAAGUUCCAGUUCAGAAGGACUCAGAAGAUGAAGGGAAUCCUCCAGGCGAAAAUGAAGAGGAAAAGUCAGAAAAUGAGCCCAAGCCGGUAAGAAUAACAAAAUGAAGCAACCAAGAAACUGGACCUUUAAAAUCUUAAGUAAUGUCAUCAUUGCCUAGAUUGUCCACACUGACUGUCCUUUAGAAAGGAGAAGUUCUUUUCUUUGACCUUUGUGUUUGAUUAAAUAAUGACAUUGUAAGGAGAAACAAGAUGCUGAUCACUUAAAGGAUUUCCCAUUUUGAUAAUGAGGUGGCAAUUAUAUGUUUAUGUUUCAGGUCAAAAAUAAAGUCAGGUUAAAAUUUUUAAACCUAGCUAGGUUGAUUCUCAAUUUUCUUUGUCUAGGACACAAAAGAAAUUGAAAACCAACCUAGGUUAAAAGAUUUUUUCACCUGAAUAUAAUUUUGACCUGUAACAUUCUCUUUUGCUACUUAACAGAGGUAAUAGCGCAGUGCUCUUUACAAACAAUUGCCCAUUAACAGAGGGCUAUGUUUUAACUUGUAAGACUUGGCCCUGAUGACUUGUUGUUCUGUUUGUUUAGGAGGAAAGUGAAGAAAAAAAAGUGGAAGAAGUAAUGGAGGAAGAAAACUGGGAAGAGAACUUCAAGGAGCACAGAGAUACAAGACCACGAGGUUACUUUUAGUCUGAAUCCAGUGUAGGUCAAUCAGUAACCAAGCUUGUGAGCAAGCUCCCAUUUGGGGGGAGUCAUGUGCAGUGAUAGAAGAACUGCUUGCAAAAGGAAAUCUGAGUGUGAGGGGUCGGGAAAGAAAGUUCCUCUGCCCCUUGCUGCUUUGUCGCUCACUCACACAUUCUCUCGCAGCUCCCUUCGUUUGCCUCAAUAGGAGAGCUGGCUUGUAGGCUAUCAGUAUCCUUUUACAAUUCUAAUAGUUCCAGGAAGUAAGCACUACGACAAGCAGGAAAAUUUACAGGUGACAGAGUUCAAAAAAAAGUUCUGUCUGGUAGUUUGGGACUAGUAGAUUUUCUUGCUGGGCAAGUAACUUUAAAGCGACUACUUGCCCAAUGGACAGGGGUCCAGGUAAGUCAUCCUCCAACAAAAUCAUUAUUUAAGAUGAGCAAGAAGUGGCCUAGGCCAAGCAAAAUGUGAGAGCAGCUUGCCCAGCAGCUUGCCUAAAGGACAAGCUGGAAUUGAAGUUUUUAUCAAGACCUGUUACUGCUUGAAAAGUGAAUCACUGCAUUCUUUUAUGGAAAUUCAGUGAAAGUCACUGUUUGUUUUCAUUAAUACAAAAUGAUGUGGUUGUGAUGAUUAUGAUUUAAUGAUUCUUAGGUCCUUGCUCUGUUGGUUUGGACAUUUCUUUCCUUGGUGUCGAGCACGUGUAUGGAAUCCCAGAACAUGCAGACAGCUUAGCCCUCAAGACUACUGUGUAAGCACUCAAAAUUCUUAACAAAUUUAAUUUAAAAGGAGAGUAUAUGCACAUGGAUUUAAUUUUUAAGUGGGUAUUCAUUUAGUGGUUUGCCAGUGUUAAGACCUGAAAAUUGGUUGUUUGAACCCAUCCAUGUGUUGCAUUCACUUCCAGCCCAAUGUACAGUGUAUUAAAUAAAUGUGGGUAACGGGGGCAUAGUGGUGGGUGUUAAGCUCUCAAUGGUCCAGCAUUUGUUAUGCCCAUCUACAGAGUUUGUAGAUCUCUUUGACUCAAUUAAGUCGAUAAAUUAACCAAGUCACCAAUUAAUUUAGUUACUUCUUCAUUUACUUUUUGCCAAAAGGAUGGAUUAACAUUUAUAGGUAGAAUACAAAUUGUGUAAUAUUACUACAGAGUAGAUGAAUUUACAAUGAGAAAGAUUGACACAGGUUAGGUUUAAAAGAGAAUGGUAAGGAGGCCACCAGAAAUUUAAGGGAAGGAGGUGUCCUCUUAUUCUGCCAAAUACAGGUGUAUAUUUUGUGGUUUUGAAUUAAUUUUCAUUUCUUCAGUGGUUCAGAGCCAUACCGCUUGUAUAACUUGGAUGUGUUUGAGUAUGAGCUGGACUCAAGAAUGGCUCUUUAUGGAAGCAUUCCUGUCAUGAUUGCACAUAGGUUAGUGAAAAUCAGCAAGAAAAAGCAUUAACUUUAUUAUAAUCUUUAUGUUAUUUCCUUGGCAUGGGCCUAAAGACAGCUGGUCAUUAGUGCAACUGUAAUGAGGCCUCAUAAGGGUAAAAUUCCGACAAGUAAUAUGGGCUUGAGAUAGCGACAUAAGAUAGAUAAAAUGGCAACAAACAACAUGAAGAUGUAUAGGUUAAAACAGCAAUAGCAAUGAGUAAAACCGCAAAUACAACAGUAAAAUACUAAUAGCGACAUGGCCUUCUCUUCAAUACAUGAAACAACUGCUUUUGAAAUUCAGAUAACGGACAUGUGUACACCCCCCUCCCACCCACAUUGUAAUAAGGCCUCUAUAAUUAGUGGGGUCAGCUCUGAAGUUGUGUGGGUUACCAGAUCCCUUUAGAGCAUUAGAUUCUAGAUUAGGAGGGUCUUUAAUUUCAGAAUAUCAAUGGUGAGCCUAGAGUGAAAGCAAAAAUAAAAUUACAUACAGCUGUAGUUCUUGAAUAUUAAUUAUUGUUGUUACCCAUUAUACCAGUAUUUUAAGGAUGUGCAUUUAAUAUUUUACGUUUGCUCAUCAGUUUUUUCUUGGUUGUUUGUUUACAGUGCUGCCAGAACUGUGGGUGUUUUCUGGAUGAAUGCAGCUGAAACCUGGGUGGACAUCAGUUCGUCAAAUGCAAGGAAGGUAACCUCAAAAUCAUCUAAUAAUAAUAUUGUUUUUUGUGCCUUAUAUCUUCAGUAUUUUAUUAUUAAAAAAUUGUAAAUUAGUAAUUAGACAUUUGAAGAAGUACCCUUGCUUAUGAGGUCUAUCCAAACACAUUGAUUGAAUUCUUAACUAUUAAAUUAACUAAGUACUGAAUUAUUAGAUUUCUAUACUGGAUAUUGUGAUUUUUAUGAAGUUCAUGACUUGAUAAUGUGUGAAUAUUGAAUAAUUUAUUGCGUAUAAUGUUAAGCCUUCAGAUAUAAGUUUUCCUUUUCUUUGUUAAACUUUUCCUCUUCUUAUAAAAAUAAUAUAAUAGAUAAGUAAAGUAAUAAAUAAUUAAUCUAUAAUAUUGAAAUGAUCUUAUUUUAUUAGUUUCCAUAAGUUUAAUCGUGAGGUAAUUUGAAACCAGUGAAGGUAAUUAAAUCUUGCUUGUUCUGUGGCAUAUAUUGCAAUAUUAAUUCUUGUCUUUGAAAUAGUUUUUCUUAUACUAAAAGACAGAGGAAACAACUGAACCCUUAACGAUUUAUUUCUGUUCAUAGUUAGAAAGUACUGUUAUCACUUUACAAGUUAAUUUGAAUUUCAGUUAAGAGGGUAAUGACAAAUGCUCUAUAAAACUUAUAUAAAACUUAUUAUAACUUGUCAUCAAUUCAGUAAGUGAUAAGUUUCUUUUUAACUGGUGCUAAAGAAUUGAAAAAUAACGCUGAAGUACUUGUUGUAAACUGUUAUAACAGCAUUUACCACCAGGAAAACUAAACUGAUCAGUUUUGCAAUUGACUGCUUGAAGAAUAAAAUGAAAGUAAACUAUAAUAGAGGAACCAAAUGCUUCUUACUCUUGUGGCUUUAAGUUACACAAUGGAGUAGUUCUGAAACUAUCAAAUUAUGAUCAUGUGCAAUGCUUGAUCAAGUAUUAGGAAAUCAGUGUUUAACUUGCACCAGUCUUGAAAUUCCUCCAAAACUGAUCGAGUGUAAAGCAGCUGUUUCAUGAACUUAAGCCAAGUGAUGUUUUGUUGUCACACUGUACCGAUAACAUAUUGAAGUGCUGGGUCUUUGAAUUAAAUAUUUUUACCCUGGAAAACUCCUGGAGUUUCAUCCUCUCUCAGUGGUAUAAACCCUGUGAUUAUAGACAUCUUUUGGCAACAUGUUGAACAAAGAUUUAUCUGUUUAUGGAGCAUUUGGACAUUACCCUCUGGACAGUCAGUUGUCACACUGAACUGGUCCGGUACCUUAGUCCUGUUGUGUUUUGCUCUGCUUUUGUUUUUCAGUCCAUGUUUAACUCACUGAUGUCCUUUUUCAAGGAAAAUGAAGAGGUGCCUCAAGUUGAGACUCACUGGAUGUCAGAGAGUGGCAUCAUUGAUGUGUUUGUCAUGUUAGGUCCAAAACCACAUGACGUGUUCCAGGAAUAUGCUUCAUUUACUGGCACCACGGGGCUGCCACCAGUAAGUUUUGCCAGGCUGUCAUCUGCUUAGUCUACCACGUGUACAUUUUUUGACUUGUCAUGCAACACCCGUCGUUUAAGAAGGAACAUUGCAUGACAGGACUAAGACAGGCUUCUUAGGCGGCUAUCAUCUACUUUGUUUUCAGAAUAACUUUGCCUGUGGCCCAUGUGAAAGAUAAUUGAAAGGGGAAAGAGAGCGUUGGAUGUGUGUCAUCUUGAAGGACUAGUUGCUGUAGUAUUCCCUCCCUCUCAUGCAUACCCUGCUCUCGCUCUUGUCCCUCUUCCUGUUUUUUUAAAUGCCCUCCAAGCUGUAUUUCCUCUUCUCUUUUGGUCAGAGGUCUUUAAGAUACAAGUCAAUUCAAUAAAACCCAAAUUUUCCUCGUCCAUUCUUUUUUAAUUUUUUUCCUACAGAUAUUUGGAAUUGCUUAUCAUCAAAGCAGAUGGAAUUACAAUGAUGAAGAUGAUGUCAAGAAGUAAGUUUGAGACCUAACUUUAUGUUGGAAAAUUAAUAAUACACUGUAGAAGCAAGUUCUAUGCAAUUUUAUAGGCCAUCUGCUUGAGGAUACCCUUUCCACAGAGAGGUAGAAGACCAUUCAAUUACUAUACAUUGACCGACCAGCAAUCCUUAGAUCUUAAGCAAGUCAUGAUUGAGUUCUUUAAGUAAUGAUUUUAAAGGUCUUUGAUUAUAGACCAGGAGUUUAAAACCUUUGAAUCUCUAAUACUUACACUGGGUAUGGUUUUUCGAUGAUAUUAUAGACCAGCCAGAGUUUAAAACAAAUGCACGAAGCUGAUUUUAGACUUAUUAUCUAGCUUGUUAUAAUCUUAUUCUAAUUCUGUUUUUACUAUUGGUACAAUAAAAUUUUUGUUAUUGUUGUGGUUGUUGGCACCCAGGGUGCUGAUCACAGGAAAAAGUGUGUGGGCUCUUGACUGGCUGAGAAAGUGGCACAAACAUUUUAUUGUAUUACAUACAAACCCAGCGUCAAAGAAGCAUCAGACCUCUAUUAAAAACAAUAAAAUAACAGCUUAAUUUGUAAGUAGGUGGAGCACGAUUGUCCAGGUGAUUGUAGUCUUGUCAACAACAGUCCUAUUCAGGACUACUAUCAGGUGGAUGAUCAUGCUCCACCUACUCAUGAAACGACUCCUGGGUUCACACCUUUCACAGCUUAAUUUGUAUUAUUAUUGUAUUGCAGUGUAGACAAAGGUUUUGAUGAACAUGAUAUUCCAUAUGACGUGCUGUGGCUGGACAUUGAACAUACCGAUGGCAAGAAAUACAUGACUUGGGACAAGCUUAAAUUUCCCACUCCAGACCAAAUGCAGAAAAAUCUUGCUGCAAAGGGUCGUAAGGUUAGGUUUUGUUACAAUUGUUGCUAUGUUGAUACCUACCCUUCAAUCCCUUCCCCCACCCUCUCAAAUUCCAGGCAGGUAAAUAAGCUCCUUGGGACACACCCCACCCAUAUCUGUGGAGUGCACAGCCUUCUUUGACAGUGUUACCGAGCACUUAAUUAGUGGGACACAUAAUCAAGGGAAGGUUGAACUUUUAGCAUUUAAUGAGUGGUCCCUUUGGAAAGCAGCUAUUUUCUCCUCGAUAGUCUCAUUUUUUUUGUGGGAAACAAAUUAACUGCUCAGGUCUCCUGAGAGACCACUCGUUAAUAGAUUUUUAUUGAAUUGAUUUGCCCAACAGAGAAAUUUUAACAUCCAUCGUGAAAUCAAAGUAGCGGUGCUGGUGGGGGUUCUCUAUAUGGUGGCCUAUACGGGGAGGCUCCGCACAAAAGGGGUGCUUUUCUUUGGUUUCAGGUAUAUGAAAGGUUAAGGGUUUGGCUAGUUGAAGGAUAGGAAAGGGUAGGGAAACUGCCAUUGUUGUCUGUGAAAGGACCUGAUAGGGCUACCAAGAGCAGGCCACAGCAGGCGGGACACUUUUUCAUUGUUUCAUGAAUGUUACCUUGGUAACAGUGAGAGUGUGCUCUCCUGAGAAAAAAUUCCAGCUUUAUACCAAAAAACCAUCCAUUUUUGAUGUAAUUGAUGUUCUGAUGUAUUUCUUUGUCACUGUUUUGGGUUAUAGAUGGUUACCAUUAUUGAUCCUCACAUCAAGCGUGAAGGAGGAUAUCACAUUCAUGAGGCAAGUUUAACAACUUAACUCACUGAUCCAAAUGUCCUUUUUUAGAUAAAGAGACUUAAAUGGAUGAAACAAUAUUAAUGUAAAAACAGAUAUAUAUACAAACAUAACAUACUAAAAAACAAAAAAUUCAAUCCAUCACUCACGUUUCACACUUGUCUUGGUGCGAAAAACAAAGCGCCUGAGCAGAAGGUAGAAUACUGUUUCUUUUUAACAUCAAGAAUGCACAAAAUGCCCAAAAGUAGCACCAUAACAGACGGUGUUUACACUUUACCGGUCCCAUUUUAGACCAGUGUUCGAAACAAAGGCACAGUAAAAGUGUUCAGUAUCACAGUAGUUUAGUAACCUGGUUUUCAAUGCUGCAGGAGGCUUCAAGGCUUGGUUAUUACAUAAAGAACAAAGAUGGUGGAGAAUAUGACAACUGGUGCUGGCCAGGUAAACUGAAUUUUACUCCUUUUGAAUGAUAAUAAUAAUCAAUUCACCAAGGAAAACAGAGUACAGUCAAACCAUGUAUGAUAUAGACCUGAACUGAGUGAUCACACAUUGCUAAGCAGACAUUUAAAAAAAACGUCUGAUAAUAUUCUGGCAUCUAUAGUUUCAACCAGUUGUAGUCAUCUCUUACAUGGUUCCAGCAAGUCAGUUUUCUUGUCUUUAUGGUUCACUACAGAGAUAUCACAAUAGUCAACCAAGCACGUUUGUCUGUGACCAUAACUGAUUAGUGAUCUCUAAUUUGUUUUCUUUUAUUACAAAGAAAAAUAUAUUAUUUUCGUACCCUUGAUUUACAUGCAAAACAGGCAGAGGGCAACUCAGAAAAACCCUAUCUGGGUGACAGCUCAAUACAUUAAAAUGCGUGAGUGGAUUACCUUUUUGCUCAAUCUAUAUUCCCCAUGUUUUUAUAGGAAGUUCAUCCUGGAUCGAUUUUACCAAUCCUGAAAUUCGCAAGUGGUGGGCUAGCAAGUUUGCCUUGAGCGAGUAUCAGGUAAUUUGAAAGUUUCUCUUCAAUGGCAGAAUAACCUCCCCCACACCCUCUCUAGUGAAAAAUAGACACCAUUAACGCGAGGCUUGCGUCAAAAAAACACAGUGAUUUGUGUGAAAUUCCCCACCUAAACCUUAGCCUGCAUGCAAGCUCUGUCAAUUUGAGAUAGCCGCAAUAUGUCACGCCUGAGUGGUACGUGGAAGGCGAUACGCAAGCAAGGGUCAGGGGAAGAAAGGGAGCUCGACUUCGAGCGUUGUGUGUGGUCAGUCGAUGGUGGGAAAGCGGAAAAAGUGUAUUUCAUUUUGAACGACUGAAAUUACAGACUUCCAUUUAUAGCACCUCUCAGAUUAUUUUGUCCAGUAGGACAAUCUUAGGAAUGCUAAACCAAUUUUGAACAAAAAAAAAAAUUUUUUUGCCAAACAGAGAUUUUGCCUGUUAAUUAGUAAUCACACAGGAACGCUGGAACGUACCGCUUAGGAGCUUCGAUUUAGAUUCCAUACUCUGCCUCUUAUGUCAAAACCCUUUUAAUACCAUUGAUACUGUAAGUGAUCACUUCUUUUUUUUUCAGGGUUCAACCGAAACUCUCUUUACCUGGAAUGACAUGAAUGAGGUGAGUCAUUUGUGUAAGUGUUCUCUUGCUUUACAAAUUACGAGAGUGAAAUUUGUUUAUUUUAAUUUAUGGUCAUAAUAUUAUCACCUCACGCACUACCCACGUAAAUUGUCUCGGAUCUUAGUUUUCAUUAAUUUUAGCCUGUUUUUUUUACUGUAAAGCAUGUUAGAUAUGUCAGCCUUUGAAUCUCUGUAUGAUAGCCAGGCAGUUUAAGCAAGGACUACGCAAUGAUAGAAACGGUUUAUCGUAAGGUAACUUUUUAAAACCUUUGCUCCAAGUGACCUACAAGAUAUAAGAUGCUGGCAUUUUUUCCACAAGAGCCGACCUGGCCAUGGUUACCGCCCGAAACGUGCCUACCAUGUGCAUAAAGAUGACGGAUAAAUGACCUAGUGUCUGGCUGAAAUUGUUUGCUUUCUUUUCCACUUUAGCCAUCUGUGUUUCAUGGCCCAGAAAUAACAAUGCACAAGGAUGCGCUGCAUCAUGGAGACUGGGAACAUCGUGAUGUACACAACAUUUAUGGCUUCUAUCAACACAUGGCUACAAAUCAGGGACAGAUUGACCGCUCAGGGGGUAGGGAGAGGCCGUUUGUGUUAUCAAGGGCAUUUUUCGCUGGCACUCAAAGACACGGUAAGUCUCCCUUUACAACCCAUUCUCACAACCAAAGUUUCGAAAUAAUAACUCGCUAUUGUGUUGAAUCUUCUUACUGAACGCACCUUUAUCACCAAUGGAUUGUUUUGUCAGUUGACGAUCGUUAAAAUAGUUUUGGAAGCUGGAAUUUUAGUGUUUGAUUUUUUUCGGUGGGGGGGGGGUAAGGAGCGCUGGGAGGUAUGCAGCCUAUGCAAAUAAGAGUUUAGGCAGCAUCGUUUUUGAGUGACGCACGUACACCAGAAUCAGAAUUUUGCUCUCUUGAGCGGUGAUUUCAAACAUUUAUUUGGGCAAAUCUUCUCUGAAAGAGUAAAAACACUUGCAAUACAAAUUUGGUAGUGUCAAGACACAUUAAAAGAGAAAAAGGCUCACUUCUGGUUGACAUGCGUCGCUCAAAAAUGUCCCUGCUUAAAUGCACAUUUUGUUGUAAUUUUGAUUAGUGGUGAGUGAUUUUAAUAGAUAGGAGGCCUGUGUUGCCGUUGCGCAUUGAAUCCAUUGAAUACCGAUUGAGCUUGUUCCAACUGAGUAUCUCGGUUCCAGGUCCCAUUUGGACAGGUGACAACAUAGCAAACUGGGAUCAUCUCAAAGCGUCGCUUCCCAUGGUGCUUACAUUGAACCUUGUUGGCUUGCCAUUCUCAGGAGGUUAGUCUCUUCUUUCUAUUAAAACAAUGUUGAAGACCAGUGAAUUUUAUCAUUGAUCCGGGACCGUGGGCACUGUUAAAAGUAGUUACAUUGAACCUUGUUGGCUUGCCAUUCUCGGGAGGUUAGUCUCCUUUUUCUAUUAAAACAAUGUUGAAGACCAGUGAAUUUUAUCAUUGAUCCGGGACCAUGGGCACUGUUAAAAGUGGUUACAUUGAACCUUGUUGGCUUGCCAUUCUCAGGAGGUUAGUCUCUUUUUUCUAUUAAAACAAUGUUGAAGACCAGUGAAUUUUAUCAUUGAUCCGGGACCAUGGGCACUGUUAAAAGUGGUUACAUUGAACCUUGUUGGCUUGCCAUUCUCGGGAGGUUAGUCUCUUUUUUCUAUUAAAACAAUGUUGAAGACCAGUGAAUUUUAUCAUUGAUCUGGGACCAUGGGCACUGUUAAAAGUGGUUACAUUGAACCUUGUUGGCUUGCCAUUCUCGGGAGGUUAGUCUCUUUUUUCUAUUAAAAUAAUGUUGAAGACCAGUGAAUUUUAUCAUUGAUCCGCGACCACAGUCACUGUUAAAAGUACAUGUUGGCACAGUACAUGUACUUGAGUGUGUGUGUGUUUUAUUUCACUAAAGUUUAAGUAUUACCAUAAAAAAUUCUAAAAUGUAACGCCACUAAGAUGCGUAAAAUAUAUCUGUAGACAGGAAAACUCUGAAGUUUUAUUUUUUCAACAACAACAGUACACUGUAUCUGUUUUUACUUAAGCUCUCUGGCAUGACGCAUUUGGAGAAAAUCAACGCUUCGAACAGGCAGAUUAAUUAAGAUUAACUUUGUAAUAUGUUGGUAAAGUUUAAUCGGAAAAGAAAUGAAAUACUUGUGGUAGCUGUGUGUAACACUGUGCCUCCUUAUUAAGUGAACUAUGUUUGCAUAACACAGAUUCUCUUUAUUCUAUCAUAUUAAUGAAUGACUCACCUAAUGUAUUAUGAUUUUAGCUGAUGUAGGCGGCUUCUUUAACAACCCUGAUCCAGAGUUGUUAGUCCGAUGGUACCAGGUGAGAAAAUUGUUCUUCACUAUCUUUAGUAAAUGUUAUGACAUGUAGUGGCAGGAAUAUGAUUUUCAAUCUGAGACCUGGAUAAUUUCUGUGAUUUGUUUCAGGCCGCUGCCUUCAUGCCAUUCUUCCGUGCACAUGCGCACUUGGACACAAAGCGUCGUGAGCCGUGGCUGUAUGAAGAUCACCAUAAGAAGAAUAUAAGAGAUGCAAUCCGUAUGAGAUACACAAUGCUCCCUUAUUGGUAUACCCUGUUUUAUCAUGCCUCUGACACAGGAGCACCACUCGUCAGGUAACUAAGCUCUCCUUCGUAAAUCCUAGCGUGUAAAAUUACUGGUAAGGAGUAAUUAGCUGAAUAGCUAUGCAAUCGAUCUCGCUCAGACACGUACAAAAUUUCGUCAUUUGUUAUACAAGACCAGGGUUGUCAAAAUGCGCCGGCGCUAUCACCGGCUACUUUAAGCUUUCCAACUUUUUGCCACCUGUAAAUUAUUAAAAAGAAGCGAAAAAAUGGACAGUUAAAAAUGUUGUCAAAUAGGUGGUUUUCAUGCAAUCUCGGGAGACACAAAUAACAAUGGUGAAAUGAACAAAUGCUGGUGGACAAACAAAGCGAGCUAAUGAGCGAUCUUUUGUUUACCAUCCACCAGCAUUGCGGCGAUGACGUAACAUAAAAACCGCCUAUAAAAAAAGGAAAAGAAAUUGUUUUAAUCAUAAUCUCCACGUUCUUUUUUGUGAGGCACCUUCCCUACCAGGGAAACACAUAUCCCCAGUGAUAAGUGUUCCCCUACCCUCGAAACACAUAUCCCUAGUCAUAUGUCUUCCCCCACCUGGGAAACACGUAUCCCUAGUGAUAUAUGUUCCCCCACCUGUAAAACACGUAUCCCUAGUGAUAUGUGUUCCCUCACCUUGGAAACACAUAUCCCUAGUGAUAUGUGUUCCCCUACCUGGGAAACACAUGUCCCUAGUGAAAUGUGUUCCCCCACCUGGCAAACAUAUAUCCCUAGUGAGAUGUGUUCCUCCACCUGGGAAACAUAUCCCUAGUGAUAUGUGUUCCCCCGCCUGGGAAACACAUAUCCCUCGUGAUAUUUGUUCCCCCACCUGUAAAACACGUAUCCCUAGUGAUAUGUGUUCCCUCACCUUGGAAACACAUAUCCCUAGUGAUAUGUGUUCCCCUACCUGGGAAACACAUGUCCCUAGUGAAAUGUGUUCCCCACCUGGCAAACAUAUAUCCCUAGUGAGAUGUGUUCCUCCACCUGGGAAACAUAUCCCUAGUGAUAUGUGUGCCCCCACCUGGGAAACACAUACCCCUAGUGAAAUGUGUUCCCCCACCUGGGAAACACACAUCCCUAGUGAUAUGUGUUCCCCCACCUGGGAAACACAUAUCCUUAGUGAAAUGUGUUCCUCCGCCUGGGAAACACAUAUCCCUAGUGAUAUGUGUUCCCCCACCUGGGAAACACAUAUCCAUGGUGAUAUGUGUUCCCCCACCUUGGAAACACAUAUCCCUAAUGAAAUGUGUUCCCCCACCUUGGAAACACAUAUCCCUAAUGAAAUGUGUUCCCCCACCUGGGAAACACAUAUCCCUAGUGAUAUCUGUUCCCCCACCUGGGAAACACAUAUCCCUGGUGAUAUCUGUUCCCCCACCUGGGAAACACAUAUCCCUAGUGAAAUUCAUUUCCCUACCUGGAAACACAUAUCCCUAGUGAUAUAUGUUCCUCUACCUGGGAAACAGAUAUCCCUAGUGAUAUGUGUUCCUCUACCUGGGAAACACAUGUCCCUAGUGAAAUGUGUUCCCCCACCUGGCAAACAUAUAUCCCUAGUGAGAUGUGUUCCUCCACCUGGGAAACAUAUCCCUAGUGAUAUGUGUUCCCCCGCCUGGGAAACACAUAUCCCUAGUGAUACGUGUUCCCCCACCUGAAAAACACAUAUCCCUAGUGAUAUGUGUGCCCCCACCUGGGAAACACAUAUCCCUAGUGAAAUGUGUUCCCCCACCUGGGAAACACAUAUCCCUAGUGAUAUGUGUUCCCCCACCUGGGAAACACAUAUCCUUAGUGAAAUGUGUUCCUCCGCCUGGGAAACACAUAUCCCUAGUGAUAUGUGUUCCCCCACCUGGGAAACACAUAUCCCUGGUGAUAUCUGUUCCCCCACCUGGGAAACACAUAUCCCUAGUGAAAUUCAUUUCCCUACCUGGAAACACAUAUCCCUAGUAAUAUAUGUUCCCGUACCUGGGAAACACAUAUCCCUAGUGAUAUGUGUUUUCCCACCUGGGAAACACAUGCCUGCUACUUUCUGUUAUUUUCCUGCUACCUAAAAUCUUUUUGACAACCUUGCAAGAUGGUUUUGAGUUCGGGUUAACUGGGCUGCAGUAGUUUAAAAUUAACGACUUAAUUGCUUGGCUGAAUACAUACAGGGAACUACCAAUAUUAGGCCUUUAUUCAAGGUUUUUUGCUAUUCACAUUAAAAACCCUUUUCGUUAAAAGUUUAAACGGGUUUCAUUUAGGUUUACUGGCUUCCUUUAUUAUGUUUCGCGCUCAUAGUAAAGUGGAUUGACGAAGAUCUAAACAGAGUUUACACCCUCCUUUAGAUUACCUCAGAAAAAAAGCUGAGUUGAAGGAAAGGCCCUUGGAUAGGGGCUUUAAAAUGUGGCUGAACGUAAGCUAGGCGAGGUUAAACACAAAACAAUGCUGGGCAGCGGUCUCCGUUACCAAUCGUAUGUGGGGCGGGCUAAGGGCUUUUUCAGGGCCCAGUAUUUUUACAGCACUCCUUUGCAGGUGAAGACAUUUCGCACGCGUUGUCUUUACUUGUUCUUGUGUCAAAGCCUUUUUGCUCCCAGCCCCCCCCCCCCUCCCCCCUUCCUCUCUGGGUGGGUCUUCACAGGGUUGUCAUGGUUACCUUCACGUUCGCCUGCGGCUCUUUCAGUUUACUCAAGCACCUUCCCCACACCCAUCUAUUGGUGAUGGGCUCAACAGAAACGUAAAGUAUGGCUCUCCCUGCCAGUUUGGUUCGUUAGGCAUUUUUAACCAACAGUUGAUUUCUAUUUUCACUCUAGGCCUCUCUGGGUGGAGUAUCCAGAAGAGAAGAACACGUUUGCGAUGGAAGAUGAGUUCUUGCUUGGUAUGUCGGUUUCUUAUUUUUUUUAAAAAUACAUCAUCAGGGUCAUCCGUCAGAAAAAUUUGGUGCAUUGUUCUGCCACUUUUGAUGAGGAAAUCUGAAGUUUUGCAAAAGACAUGAACCUGUCCACCAAGGUAGUUUUUCAUGAACCCCGCCUGUGCGGAUUUGUGCUGUGAGUUAUUGCGAUCACGGACAGACGGGCACCCUAUAGAAAAUGUCGGGGUGGUGAGUUAUUUUAGAGGAGUACAGACCGUUUAAAGACCCAAAAGACCCUUCCCGGCUCUAAGAAAUCAAAUCAACUGUUAUUUAUUUAAGCUGUUUUUCUGUUUAGGUAAGGAUCUUCUCGUGAAACCCGUGACCACUCAAGGUCAGAAUUCCAUUGAUGUUUAUCUUCCAGGAAAAGACGAGGUAAGCAAGCCUAACCCUAACCUACCUAACCCGUAUUUCCAGAUGUAAGUGUAAUCUCCAUGUCAACUUUCUCAUUCAAUCAGCUGUAAAAAACAUAAGUUAUUCAGACUAACUCACUCACGGGUAACGUCCCCCGAUCCCCGCCGCCUUCCCUUCACUGGACAAGUAUUUAAUUCGAGUUCUUAUUGUUUUGUGAGGUUGUCUUCGUGUAUUGUGAUUGGUCAGCAGAGUAGUUACCUUUCCUGGUUCCUGGUUUGGUGUUACGUCACUCAAUUUGUGUUCUAAGUGUCCCGGCCUUGACUGGAAACGAGGCUGGGUGUGACCUUGUUUUGACAGAAAUCUUUCUUUUGAAGUGUGAAUCAUGUUCUUAUGCAUAUAAAUGGCAAUGACUUUUCCGUCAAAACAAAGUCAUUGCCAGCCGCUUUUCCACUCAAAGGCUAGGCUGCUUAGCUUAUUACAGCCUUGUAUCCUUUCUGUGGCUAUUAAGAACUUUUAGCUUACAAGCGUUCUGUUUUUCAACCUAAAUCCUCUAUUCUUUUCAUUUCAGUAUUGGUACGACUUGAAGGAGUACAAAAUAUACCGAGGUCAAAACACAAUUUACGUCCCUACCUCAAUAGAGACGGUAAGGCCACAUGUUCGAAAUGGAGCUGUUUUACCCUUGGGCAUUUCACUUUUAGUUAACGAUUUACAGAAAAUUUGUUUCAACUUACGUCCGAGAAGGGCUGUUUAGAGAAGACGCCGCCGAAUUUUUUGGUCGGACAAUUUCCAGUCUAAAGUGUUUCUCCAGCUCCUCAUCAGAUACAUCCUGUUUUUAGCAAAACUUUUCAAAAACUUGACCUUGUACCCUUUUGAGAGGAUGAAACUCAGUAGCAAGCGUUCCUUUGCAACAUCUCAGUUUGUUAUAGUUUGCACAGUUUCUAGGCGGCCGAAGAGCCAGGGUUUGAUGCGCCAUGAUUGUCCAGGAGGUUGAAAAUAAGUCACGAAGGUUUUGUCCAAAAAAGAGAACAUGGAAACGUGGCUCAUGACGCGGCUGACCUUUGCUGAUGAAGUAAAACUGCCAGUGAAAAUGUACUUGAUUCUCUGUCCCUUUGUUUCUCCCCGUGCGAGGGAAUGCAAGACAGUCUUGGAUUCUAGAUUUCACGCCGUGGAUUCUGUAUUCCAAGAACAUGUCACUUGAGCUUACAAAAUACUGUUGUGUCUUUCCUCCGAGAUCCAGUGAUGAUUACAGAGAAUGUCAAUCUAAGCAAUGCAUAGGAAGGUAAAUUACAAAAAGUGGAACAAAAUGUUUAAUUCUGGACUAGCGCUAAUCGGCCUUUCAGGAACCGAGGACCGGAUUCCAAAGCCCAGGAUUCCGGAUUAGGAAGGAGAACGGGUACUGAAACCUCUUGUGUUGUUUCAGAUUCCAUUGUUCCAGCGUGGUGGAAGCAUCAUUCCAACAAAGCAACGUGUCCGUCGGUGCAGUGCUCUGAUGCAUAAGGAUCCUUACACGCUCACCCUGGCUUUGAACUCUAAAGUAAGAUAAAAGGCUCAUUGUAUUAUGCUGCGAAGUUCAGGUUACAUUCGUGUUGGCUUGACCACCAAUACCGACUUCUGCGCAAGACUAUUUUCUUCGGAACUAUGUUCAACAAUGGAACCUCGAUAUAACGAAGGCUUAAGAGACUGUCCAAAUAUGCUUGCUUAAAACUGGUUUCGUUAUAUCGAGGAUUUUUCCAUGCAUUGUAGUAUUUCUGAGGCGAAAGAUAUCAUUCGUUAUACCGAGGACUUCGUUAUGUAAAGGUUCGUUAUAACGAGGGUCCACUGUAGACCACUCAGCGUUAUAGCGAGUCCUGGAAAGGCGGCGAGAGUGCCGUCUCUUCAAGUAGCACUCUGGGACUUUUUUGUGGGACGCAGCCUCUUUGGCGCGUGAGACUGGACCUGACUACAGGAAUGCUUUGUGCGACACUAUGGGUUCUUCUAUUGGUUAUUUUGAGAUUGCGUAAGAACCUGGGUCGAAUUUCAUCCCCCGAAUAUUCACAGAACUUACCCAGGAAAAUGUGAAACCUCAGAAAGUCCAAUUCCCGUUUUUAUCCCUUUCUGCCACUCCAGCCGGAAAUGGAAAGAAACCAACUACAAAAACCAGCAUAGCCAUUCGUUACCGCGGCGUCAAGUAUGCCCAUGACACUCGGGGUUUAUCAUAAGAUUAGUUUAAAAUUAUUGAUCUUUUCCUUUAAUAAAGAUGUCUUUCCUUCCAGGCUGAAGCCGAGGGAAACAUCUAUGUUGACGAUGGUCACACAUUUGAUUACAAGAACGGCGCGUACGUGUACAUGAAGUUCACAUUCCGUGGCGGACGACUGAUCGCAAAGUAAGAUCAUUUUUUUACUUUUGUCGUUUACUUACUUCUUAGUUACAGUCGGCGCCUAGAAGACGACAGAAUCAAAACAGACUCAUACAACUUUCUAGAUCUCUAACCUUCUUCAGAUCAGUAUCCAGUAUCUCGUCAUUCGUUCCUAUUAAACAAAGGGUUUAGUUUUUAAGGAAUUUGCCGUAAUACAGAGUGGAGUGAAACAGAAAACCGCUGGCGAACGACUGCGCGCACAUUGCCAGCUUAAGUAUCUCUCUCCAGUGACAAACUUUCAUUGGCUCACUUGAUAAGACCACAUUCUAGGACAUAUUUGAGCGUUUACAAUUUAAAACUUUCAUUGUUGAUCGACCUUUUCGUACAGUUGUUAUAGACGACUCGUUUUUGUGUAAUACCAAGUGAGUUAACAGCUGGCGUUUAAGACAAGGAUGUUUUUCGCUUCGCCUUUAGGAAUGUAUCCAAACCAAUCCCUCCUCAGCCUCCUUCUGAAGAAUCCGGGAUUUUAGCAUCUAUGUGGAAUUUGUUGUUAGUAGCUUUAUAACUUUCUUCUUUCUUUAUUUCUCAUUCAAACUGGUGACGAGCACAACCUCUAAGGGCUUUACAUCCGGGAGUUCAGAGAAGAACCAGUCGUUCUCAGUCCUCCUCUCACCCCCGUGGACUUGCGACUUUCCGUUUGUCGUUGUCGUGUUUGACUAAGAAGUUCAACUGUACCUAGAUAACGGGAGUCUUAGGUCUAGUCCUGCACAGUUCUAGGAGCCGAGCCAUAUCAUUUUGCUGUUGUUAUGUUUGUUUAUUUUUUUUCUUUUCUUUAUUUAAGGUUCUUUGUCAACACUUCUUCCAAUGACUUAGGGCCUGUUUACACAGGGGUGGGGGACCCCAGGUAGGUGGGGUAACCCGCUUAGGUGGGGUAACCCGCCUGUCCAUAUAAUCUCUCAUUUUAAUUUGAUGGCAUUUACAUGUUAGGUGGGGUGACCCACCACAUGUUACCUCACCUACCUGGGGUCCAUCACCUCCAGGUAAAUAGGCCCUCAAGCUCACAUCUUAAGCUCUUUGCUUUGUAAAAGCACUUAAUUUUGGGUGUUUUUUUUUUUAAUUAUUUUUUUACUCGUUUUUUUUUGUGUGUGUGUAGGAAAGAGAAGCCCGCCACUCAUUUCAAGACUGAUGCUUGGAUUGAGCGUAUUGUCAUUCUGGGAAUAAGCAAUUCUCCCAAAGUAAUCAUCCUUACUACUGAAGGUAUGCGGCAGUAGUUCUCAAAUACGUAUACCGCGCGCGAUUCCUAUCACAGCCGUUUAAUAAUAGCCCUCGAUCUCUGCCUCCUCCUUAGACGCUUCGUUUUUCGUAGAGGUGAGCGCGAAACGCGAGUGGCACGCGAGUGACUGGUGAUGAAGCGCAAGGGACCACGGGAGGAGAAAAAUUAGAGAGAGACGUCUGGCUACGAGGCAGCCUCGCUCUCAUAACCGGUUCACUUUCCCGAAAGAGCUGCAAUUCCAUCAGCCAAACUAGCAAAUAAUUGCCCCAUAUACCCUUGCCUUUGUUUGCUUCUGUUGUUAUAGGCUAUUUUAUAGUUGUGUGCUGAGUGCCCUAGCCUCUGAAUGAAAGCGAGGCUGCAGUUGACCUUUUUUUGUUACAAACCUUUCUGUUUUUGUUUUUUUUAUCUUUUUACACGAUUUGCACGCGAAAAGCAGGAAGGUUUGUCAGAAAACAAGGUCAGCUCUGCCUCAAGCUUCGAUUCCAUGUAAAGGCCAGCGCACUAAGCACACAACCGCAAAACGGCCGUUUGUAGCCCGCAUUCACCAUUUUUACAUAGACCAUAACGCACCUUGUUUACUCCACAAAAGUUUUGUGAAGCAAUGGUGAAUUUCGAGUGGAGAUGUAAGCGGUACACGCCUCCUUUCGGGUGUCACUCUCGCGUGAAUAGGACACUUCCUGGUUCCAAAAACCCUCACCUUCAAAAUGAGGCUAGGUGCACAACCUUUCCUGUGAAAAUGAGUUUUAUUUGCAUGAGAAUGAAAAAUGAUUUCCGUAUCAAAGGCUGAGCACCUACCCUCGUUUUGAAACAGAGGCCCGGGGGAACUCGGAAAUGGCUUAUUAGCAGGGUAGUACAUAUGUUACUCGGUUCAUAAAAGCUCUUUUAAAACCUUUCAAAACCUGUGAUGUUUACCGUUAACCGCUGUGUCUUGUCUGUUUUGUGCUAGGUGGUGAAACAAGACAUCUUCAAUUUAAACAUGACAGUUCCACAAACUCCAUGACCAUUAAGAAACCUGCGGUCAACAUAGCCCAGGAAUGGACAAUCUCUAUGCACGCUUAGGCUAUACAUUGCUGCUUGUGUUAAAUUAUUUUUUUUUUACACCAUCAAUCUCAUUUUUCUAGAAUUGCUUUCACUAUAACAAGACGGAACACUCUUUCGUCUAUAAUGGCGCACACUGGCAGGCUUGAAAAUCAUAGUACUUUUAUAACAACUGGUUUGAAGAAGAGAAAUAAAUCGAUUUGUAUAAAUUU